AUGCUCAUCAGCUUCUUGGUCGGCUCGGACACUCCUAUAUUACUGCUUGAAAAAAGCAAAUGCCCCAGCCAAAGACGGCUGAAAGCAUGCUCUCUUCGCCGCCUUUCGUUUAACGGAUUACUGCAGGGUAGCAAGAGAUCCCAGAUCUGCGACAGACUUGCAGAUAGCCACGAUCUCAUUCACAUUCAUGCCGGCCGCCUGAUCAGAGCCUUCCUAGAAAAGAACAACGAGACACUUGAGAGCCGAUGCAUUCAGAACGGCGACCUCGUCCCUGACCAAAUCGCUAUCGACGCAGUCAUACCAGCGAUUAGGAAACAUCAGCGUCGAGGGUGCAUCAUCAACGGCUUCCCUCGAACGAGAGUUCAGGCCGUGGCCAUGCAAGAAAGCCGGAUCGUUCCUGACAAGUUCAUUGUCCUGCAAGUUCCAUCGAGCGAACUUUCAGCGUCCUUCCAACUGCAUCGAGCUGCCGAGAGGGAUGAGAGGGAACAUGUCGACAGUCUGUUGGGCGUGGCGGCAGACCCAGAGGAAGUACAGCCACCCGAAGCGGGCCUGCUGUCCUCCAAUCAAAACAGCAAAAAGGUUCAAGCAUAUGAGAGGCAUAUAGCCAGCAUCAUGCAGCAGUACUGCUCUGCGUAUCACAUUAUCGACUCUUCUGCAAUUCAGGACGAGACUCUUCGAAGGAUCCGAAUCAUAGGACCGAGAGGAAGCGGCAAGUCGACACAAGCAGAACUGCUUGCUGAUUGGUACGGAGUCGUGCACUUCGAUGCACUUCAGAUCAUCCGCGAGUUGGCAAUCACAAACCCAACGGCAAGGGAAGCCCUCCGGCUGGCCGAAGAAAAGGGAGAUCUAUUGCCACAGGACAUUCUCCUGCCAGUUCUGCUGAACAGAUUGCGACAAGCAGAUUGUGCACAGCGCGGAUGGGUGCUCGAAGGUUUUCCGCAAACCAGCUCGCAGGCUGAGUGGCUUCGCCAUGCGCGGCUGACACCAACACAGCUCAUUGCGUUGGACGUUGAAUCUGUGGGUCCUGACACCGUCACGUAG
Messenger RNA from Besnoitia besnoiti, 1041 nucleotides. RefSeq names its product adenylate kinase. The transcript has 7 exons. Gene Ontology annotation, cellular component: cytoplasm. Lineage: Eukaryota; Apicomplexa; Conoidasida; Eucoccidiorida; Sarcocystidae. Gene Ontology annotation, molecular function: ATP binding; AMP kinase activity. Gene Ontology annotation, biological process: nucleobase-containing compound metabolic process. The record is from RefSeq and is a predicted model, not a curated record. The coding region runs from base 1 to 1041 and encodes 346 amino acids.